AAAGGAAAUGAUUUAAUGGAACGUCUACGUGGUGUGUCAGGGAUGCAUGAAUUGAAAAAAACGGAGGCAUCGGUCAAUGGAAUUCCGCCUCGUAGGCCAAGCGAUAAAAAUGGUGAGAAGGAAACCGACAAGACGGGAGGAGAAGAUGGUUCUCCUCUGGCUUCUUUUAUAGCGGAAGAGAACGCACCGCUGUUUGUUGAUGGUUAUGGCCAGCUUGGAAAUUUAGAGAGCGGUGCAGUAGAGGAAUUGCCGACACAUCGCAAAUCGUCGGUGGAAAACCCACCGAUGGAGACAAAUUACUGGGAUGCUCCAAGUGUUUCGAACGAACACACGCGCGAUGAUAACUUCGCGUCGAUUUCUCGCGGUUUUGUCAUGCCAAGUGUGAGGGAGGCAACUUUAACAAUGCGCCGCAUGCAACGUAACAUUGAUGGUCUUAACGCUGUGGCUGAGGAGCAAAAGCGUGAACGGCUGCAAAGACUUCGUCGCCGUGUGGAUUGCACGGAUGCCCUCUUGGAGGAUGCCUCAAUUUUGGCGGAGUACCAGCGGAUAGUAGAGGACUGGGCCACCAACUACACUCAGCAUGCCCGUGACCCGCUGUAUGUCAGUGAGAUUCCGCCUCUGUUGUUACCUGAGGCUGGCGCGGACUACCUUGCUGAGGAGUAUCAACAUAUCCGACGUCAGCAACUGACAGAAUUGAUUGAAGCACGUGGGACAGAUGGGUGGCACGGUGAAAUAGAAGCAAAAGAUCGUCGCGCCGGGAAUGACAAGAGCGAACCAGACAAAAAAUCCGGCAGGCGUGUCAAGGCUCUGAUCGGAGCGAAGAAACUGGGGAUACCCUCCAAACCACUGCGGAACCCGCUUUCUCAUUUGAGCCCGGAGGAGUACGAGCGAUGGGUCGCGGAGCGUGACGCCGUGUUUGCGGCUGCCAAGCGCCCGUCGUGA
Trypanosoma cruzi is the source of this 942-nucleotide messenger RNA. RefSeq lists its product as uncharacterized. The record is from RefSeq and is a predicted model, not a curated record. Lineage: Eukaryota; Euglenozoa; Kinetoplastea; Trypanosomatida; Trypanosomatidae. The annotation marks the transcript as partial. The transcript has a single exon.